Messenger RNA from Maniola jurtina (meadow brown), 5095 nucleotides. RefSeq names its product NPC intracellular cholesterol transporter 1 (gene Npc1a). Gene Ontology annotation, molecular function: lipid carrier activity. The coding region runs from base 186 to 4187 and encodes 1333 amino acids. The transcript is spliced from 25 exons. NCBI's taxonomy places the organism in Eukaryota, Metazoa, Arthropoda, Insecta, Lepidoptera, Nymphalidae. Gene Ontology annotation, cellular component: membrane. The record is from RefSeq and is a predicted model, not a curated record.
CCGUGAGUUCACAGUUGACGGAUGUCGUGCCGUGAAACAGUUCGUUGUUCUAUUUUACUCCUUAUUUUCGAUUAUUUUAGAGAAAUAACAUUGACUCCAUUAACCCUUUACAAUAGACAUCGGUGUGUAAAUAAUAUGAUAUGACGGAUUUGUGACUUUAAUAUUGUGAAGUUUUGUUUUGCACAAUGGCUGGCACGGGUGGAAUAUUUUUGCGACGAUUUCUCCCAUCCGUCUUCGGAUUCCUGUUUCUAAUUCAUAUAGCGGAAUACAUUCCCACCGCGUCCGCCGAAGGGCAUUGCAUCUGGUACGGCGUGUGCUCCAACUCGACGUCGAAACAGAAGAACUGUCAGUAUGAAGGUCCUGCCAAGCCAAUACCGCAGGGGGACGCAAUGAAAACCCUGCAGACAUAUUGCCCGGACAUCGCGGCCGGGGGCGUCUCGUGCUGCGACGAGCACCAGCUGAAGAAUCUCAACGAUGGCAUACAGGUGCCUCUCAACUUCCUCGCGCGGUGCCCGUCCUGCGUGGACAACUUCCUCAAGCAUAUAUGCGCCAUGACAUGCUCGCCCAAUCAGAGCGAGUUCUUGUUCCCCAACGAGACUGCUCAGUACAACUCUACACAUAAGAUGAUAAUGGCGGUGGACUACCAUCUCAGCGCUACAUACAUGAAUACUACAUUUAGCUCGUGUAAAGAUGUACAAACGCCGUCUACGAAUCAGUUGGCGUUGGAUAUACUGUGCGGGGAAGCGUACACUUGCUCGCCCCAGCGCUGGUUCAACUUCAUGGGCGACGUGAGGGUGCCUCAAGUGCCCUUCCAGAUCAACUACAUCAGUGGAGACGCGCCGGUGGACGGGUUCACGCCGUACAACCCGCCCACUAGACCCUGCAGCAUUGGCUUACCGGGUCAGCCGGGCUGCUCGUGCCUGGACUGCGAGGCGGCGUGCCCCGCGCCCGCGCCCGCACCGCCGCCGCCGCGCCCCUUCAGCUUCCACGGCGCGGACGGCUACGCCGUGGUCAUGGCCAUCGUCUUCCUCAUCUUCACCACGCUCUUCCUCAGCGGCGUAUACUGCUGCAACGCGCAGGAGAACGUUGUCGAUGGGUGGGCGCGCGCGGCCGAGCUGCGGCGCGGCGGCGGGCCCGAGACCAGUCCGCUGCACAGCCACCGAUCCAGUGUGGCAUCUGAAAACAACCAAGAAAUGGCAACGAAUCCGACAGCCGUUGGUUGGUCGGCCGACCAGACUGAUAGCGCCGACGAAGCCACGUUCUUCGAGAAGCUAGGAGCUGAGACAGAGAGCAGGCUCGAGGACUUCUUCCAGUGGUGGGGCACGGCCAUGGCGUCGCGACCAUGGGUCGUCCUGGUCCUUGGUCUCUGCUUCGUAGUGGCGCUGGGUUUCGGCGUCAAGUUCAUGAUAGUGACGACCAACCCCGUGGAGCUGUGGGCCUCGCCGACGUCCAGGUCGCGCGUCGAGCGAGAAUACUUCGACUCCCAUUUCGAGCCAUUCUACAGGACAGAGAUGCUAAUCAUCAGUUCGAAGGGUCUGCCCAACUUGGAGUUCAUAUCUGAUGAUAAAACAGUUUGGGAGUUUGGACCAGUUUUCAACUCUACCUUCCUCUUAAAUGUGCUGGAUUUGCAGGAGAGGAUUAUGGCGUUAGGGAACAACACGCGCAUCGAGGACAUCUGCUUCGCGCCGAUGACGUCACCCUUCACCGGCCCCGUAACGGCCGACCAGUGCGCCGUGCAAUCCGUGUGGGGCUGGUGGCAGAACGACCGCGACAACGUGCUCGACGACCUGGACAACAACCAGUACCUCGAGAAGAUCAUUACAUGCUCACAGAACCCUUACCUGUGUCUAUCAGUAUGGGGAGGGCCCGUGCUUCCAGGCGUUGCAUUGGGUGGAUUCUUGGCGCCCGGCGAGCCACUCAGCAAAGCCUCGCGCUUCCACCGCGCCAACGCACUCAUCAUCACCAUCCUCGUCAACAAUAAACACGACAAAGAGAAGUUGAAACCAGCGCUCGAAUGGGAGGAGGAGUUCAUUAAAUUCAUGAAGAAUUACACGGAGAAUGAAAUGCCACCCUACAUGGACAUAGCUUACACGUCCGAGCGGUCGAUCGAAGAUGAACUAAACCGCGAGUCCAAGUCGGACGUCUACACUAUAUUGGUGUCUUAUUUCAUCAUGUUCGCGUAUAUUGCAGUAUCUUUGGGAAGGUUCACUACUUGCUCGAGGCUGCUCAUUGAUAGUAAAGUCACUCUUGGAUUGGGUGGUGUGCUGAUCGUGCUGGCGUCCGUGCUGUGCUCGGUGGGGAUAUUCGGCUACUGCGGCGUGGCGGCCACGCUCAUCAUCGUGGAGGUCAUCCCCUUCCUCGUGCUGGCCGUGGGCGUGGACAACAUCUUCAUCCUCGUGCAGACCGCGCAGCGCGACCCGCGCCGCCCCGACGAGACCAUCGCGCAGCACAUCGGCAGGACGUUGGGUCAAGUGGGCCCGUCCAUGUUCCUGACGUCGGUGUCGGAAUCCGUGUGCUUCUUCCUGGGCGCGCUGAGCGACAUGCCCGCGGUGCGCGCGUUCGCUCUGUACGCUGGUGCCGCGCUGCUCGUGGACUUCCUGCUGCAAGUCACGUGCUUCGUGGCUCUGCUGGCUCUGGACACCAAGCGGCAGGUGGACAACAGGUACGACGUGUUCUGCUGCUUAGCGGGCAGCAAGGCGGGCGCGGCGCACGAAGCGGGCGAGGGCGCGCUGUACAACCUGUUCCGCCACGUGUACGUGCCCUUCCUAAUGAAGCGCGAGGUGCGCGCCUCCGUCAUGAUCAUCUUCUUCGCCUGGCUCUGCUCAUCAGUGGCCGUGGCACCUCACAUAGAAAUUGGUUUGGACCAGGAGUUGUCGAUGCCUCAGGACAGCUUCCAGCUGAAAUACUUCCAGCACUUGAACCGGUACCUGAAUAUUGGUCCGCCGGUCUAUUUUGUGGUGACGGAUGAACUGGACUACUCGGAUCGGGACAUUCAGAAUAUGGUGUGCGGGACCAGAUUCUGCAGGAACGACAGCGUCGCCAUGCAACUUUACUCUGCAUACCGAACACCCAACGUGUCGUACAUCGCCCAGCCGCCCAACGCGUGGUUGGACGACUUCUUCGACUGGUCGGCCUCGGAGAAGUGCUGCAAGCAGUUCCCCACCAAUGACUCCUUCUGCCCCAACGAUCAUGCCAUGCCGCCUUGUGAGAUGUGCAACAUAACUCUCACUGGAGCAGAGAAGCGACCCAGUCAGGAGGAUUUCAAACAUUACGUUCCGUUCUUCCUGCAAGACAACCCGACGCCAACCUGCGCCAAGGCCGGACACGCGGCGUACGGGCACGCCGUCAACUAUAAAAUGAAUGGGACGGAGAAGCGAGUUGGCGCUACCUACUAUCAAGGGUACCAUUCCGUUCUAAAGACAAGCCACGACUACUACUCCGCCCUGCGCGCGGCGCGGUCUAUAUCAGCAGACAUAUCCGAGACGCUAAACCGCAACCUGCAGGCCAGCGGCAAGAACGUGACGGUCAACGUGUUCCCGUACUCGGUGUUCUAUGUGUUCUACGAGCAGUACCUCACCAUGUGGCCGGACACGCUCAAGUCGAUGGGCAUCUCGGUGCUGUCCAUCUUCCUGGUCACCUUCAUCCUCAUGGGCUUCGAUCUGUUCUCUGCGCUGGUUGUAGUGAUCACCAUAACGAUGAUCGUAGUAAAUCUCGGCGGUGUAAUGUACUGGUGGGGAAUCAGUCUGAACGCAGUGUCAUUAGUUAAUUUAGUGAUGGCAGUUGGUAUCGCGGUGGAGUUCUGCUCUCACCUGGUACACUCAUUCAGCGUGUCCGGGGGCGGCUCACGCGUGGACCGCGCCUCGCACUCGCUCUGCACCAUGGGCUCGUCCGUGCUGUCCGGCAUUACGCUCACCAAGUUCGGCGGCAUAGUGGUGCUGGCCACCGCCAACAGCCAGAUCUUCCAGGUGUUCUACUUCCGCAUGUACCUGGGCAUCGUGGUGCUGGGCGCCGCGCACGGCCUCAUAUUCCUGCCCGUCAUGCUCAGCUAUAUCGGCUCGCCGGUGAACAAGCAGAAGCUCGCCAACCAGCUGCUGCGCGGCACGGAGGCGCGCGUGGCGGAGACGUCGCUGAGCCGAGUAAGCAAAGGCAGACAUUAUGACUUUGACCCUACGCCGACGCUCGCCUGAGCGCCACUGGGCUUUGACAUGCUCACUGUGCACGCUAUGUUGUUCGCUAAGUUGUGUGCGGAUAGUUUGACUGGUUUUCGCGUAAUAUGGUCUCCAGAUUAAAGUUUAAAAGGACGGGAAAUGAUGGGGAGAUAGUUAGCAAAACAGAGAACGAUAGAUUUAUUCAAUAUAGGCAAAACAAAAGAAAGUUUUAAAUACUUUUGAAAUAUAUUUAAAAUUAUUAAAUUAGACGUCCGCUGACGCUCGCGGUGUGUUGUAUGUGGAUACUUAGACUGGAUUUUGCUUAACAUUAAGUUUUAAGAGAGGGCUGUUAAAUAUGUGAGAAUAUUAGAGAGAUAGAAAACUUUAUUGCACACAAAACGUGAAAUAACCAAGCCAAAUAAAGAAACUUAAAACAAUUUAAUGCAAAUGUUUUAUGCAAUUUUUAUUGUUUCAUUGCAAACUGUUUAGUAAAACAAUUAUUAUAUGAAAGAAUCUGAAUCACUCGCAGGAAAUACUCUUCGGCAAGUUUUGUAUACUAAUGCUUAUAAAAACUUGCAGAAAUGGACAUGACAAGGACAUCGACUUUGUAAGAAUACUUGCCAGUGGACGAUUGUAAGGAUUGACGGAAUCGGUUUUAGUAGGAUUUUACGUGUAAAAACGUAGCGAACGGGUGUUGGGGUCCGAUAAAUACGCCAAUAACACUGGUUCAAUAAGAUAAUUGGGUAUAAAGUAUAGACACCUAAAAAUUAAAAUACUCUUAACAUACUUGCUAAGAGCUUCAAUAAAGACAAAUAAAAAGCCAAAAUGUUUUUAUAGUAUUUACAGUUUUAGAUAGAUACAUUUUUUUAGUCAACUUUGAUGUCUUUUACCGAUUUAUUUCCCAAAACGUCAUAUUUUUAAAACUUUUCACAAAAAUUAACAAACAA